AUGAAUGAAUCGAAGCCCGACUGGUGGUGUUCCGCGUCCGACUCUGCAGUUACCGAUGGUCUCGCCGCUGCCAUCAAUAACGGACUCGGACUCAUGUUCCCUGACACCACCACCGACUCCAUCCCCUCGACCCCGAUUUCGCCGACACCAACCGAGAUACGAGGAUGUGAUGAGGAGCCGGUUGGACAGAUUCCUCAAGAAACAUGUCACCACUCUGUUGAUUUUGGCACUGAUGGUGAUGGUCAUCUGCACGUCAGCAAUGGCAUUCAGCAACAAUCUGAAAUUGCAAGCAGCACUGCGACUACUCGAGACGUGCGACAAUCAAACAGUGAUCAACUGGCUAGCCGAAACUCUCACCAAGGCGCAAGGUACAUCAAUUUGUAA
Molecule: messenger RNA, 384 nt
Organism: Oikopleura dioica
Lineage: Eukaryota; Metazoa; Chordata; Appendicularia; Copelata; Oikopleuridae
Source: the annotation of a GenBank genome assembly